AAGGCUUUUCUUAACCCAAACGCUCCUUGCGUCGUGUUUACCACCCUGAGACCGUGACAAAAUAUUGGCGAGCCUGCCAGGAUUUAUUUCCUGAAUACUCGGUCUCACACGUCGCAGGAACAUGGAUUAUGAGAAGCUGUUGGGGGUAGCCAAUUCUCUGGGACUUAGCCGCGAAGAAUCGCUUAGCCUUUUUGAUAGAGCACAAAAAGAAGCUCGAGAAGCACGCGAAGCGGAAAAAGAAAUUUUGUUGUUGAAUUGCGUUUGGCCGAUGUGUCUAUCGGAAGAGAUGACGCGGACAGAUCGUCGGUUUCUUCGGAAAUGGAGCCGCAAAGAACAAAGACAAUUUGUCCACGAAAGUUAAUGGCUCCAUUUGACGAUAAGCGAGAUGACCUUGAUGCUUAUCUACAUCGUUUUGAAAGGAUUGCUUUAGGACAAGGCUGGGAGCGAUCUGAGUGGGCGACAGCACUUAGUUUGUGUUUAGUUGGCGAAGCGUUGAACGUGUUCGGAAGAAUGCCAGCAUCUGAGUCAAUGGACUACGACAAAGUCAAGAAAGCAUUAUUGCAGAGAUUCAGGCUAACUGCAGAAGGAUUCCGUGAGAAAUUCCGGAAUAGUAAACCAGAGCAAUCAGAGACUGGUAAGCAGUUUGCUUGCCGUUUAACAAAUUAUUUUGAUAGAUGGAUGGAAAUGGCAAACACAGAGAAGACGUACGAAGGAGUCAGGGAGCGUAUCGUGAUUGAGCAGUUCUUGACUUGUUGUAGCCCAAAACUCAAUGUUUUUCUUAAAGAGCGUUCAUUGAAACGUCUAGAUGAUUUCGCUGAAUCUGCUGACCAAUUUCUGGAAGCGCAAGGCUUGAGGAAUUUAGGUAAAAACGAAGAAGAAACUCGUAAAAGAGACGAUGAUGUAACCCAAGUUAGGCAAGGUGCGGUACCUAAGGUACUUAGAUGCUUCCUGUGCAACCGCGUCGGUCAUCGGGCAGUCGAUUGUCGUGUAGGAGGGAACCGACCACAGGCGCAUAUCAUUUGUCAGCACUGCAAGAGACGAGGUCAUCACACAGAAGACUGCAGACUACAGAACCGAGAAAAGGCAGCAGGAGUGGUUUCGUUAAAUGGUGGAAAGGCAGCAUCAUCGCAAGAAUCGACCAAGGAUACCCAGGAUACGUCGAAAACCAUGCUCCCGGACAACCAGGACGCGUUCGAGAAGAAGAGAAUAUCAUUGGGUCUUCCUGUAGUUGAUGGAGAGAUCAACGGAAUACGAGUCUCAGUUCUUCGAGAUAGUGGGACCAACACGGCCUUGGUGAGACGGAGUUUGAUUGGAGAGCAACAACUAACAGGAAAAACAGCGGCGGUUAUCAUGGUCGACAGCACGUUGCAUGGCAAUGCAUUCGGGCCAAUUUGGGAAAAGGCAGGUCAGCGAGCAGACUAG
Messenger RNA from Dermacentor silvarum, 1422 nucleotides. RefSeq lists its product as uncharacterized. Gene Ontology annotation, molecular function: nucleic acid binding; zinc ion binding. The record is from RefSeq and is a predicted model, not a curated record. NCBI's taxonomy places the organism in Eukaryota, Metazoa, Arthropoda, Arachnida, Ixodida, Ixodidae. Bases 319 to 1422 code for a protein of 367 amino acids. The transcript is spliced from 3 exons.